This is a messenger RNA of Aspergillus pseudonomiae, 1401 nucleotides long. RefSeq lists its product as uncharacterized. Bases 220 to 960 code for a protein of 246 amino acids. The record is from RefSeq and is a predicted model, not a curated record. The transcript has 3 exons. Lineage: Eukaryota; Fungi; Ascomycota; Eurotiomycetes; Eurotiales; Aspergillaceae.
CUCUAAACCCUACCGUCGAAGAGGAAAACGAAGAACUCCAUGCAGAACCCCAUACAACUGAAAGUACCGCGCCGCGCAAUCGAAUAUCAUGGCCGGAGGUGCGCGAACGUUCCCCGCGUCAAUGACGCACGAUAUUCAUCAUGUCGAGAUCGCUAAGGAGUAUGAAAUUUAUUACAGAUCUGCGCCCAACAUGAGUCCGUUCUGUCGUUACAUCUGGAAAUGUUGAAUACGGUGCGAAACAAUGCGUCUAAUGGUGACGCGUUGCAAAUGGUUGCUGGGAUGAUUGAGAAGACGAAUAGGUUGAUGACACAGUUUCGCGUGGUGAAGAAACACUUGAUUUCGAAACCAGGAAAAUUUGGGGAGUCUUCAGAAAAACCAACUGCUACACCGAAUGAAUACCGGACGACGUCUACGUCAUCUAGUCGCGACUCGUCAAAACGACGACGCAGCCAUUCAAAGGAACGGAGGAAACGGUCACGAAUGGAAACGGACAGUAUGGAGGUGGAAAAUGAAAGCACAGAUACCAUGCCUGUCGGGGCAGUUCAAUAUCAGAAGCGCAAGCGACUGGACACGGUGAUGUUGGCUGACGAUGAAGAUGUGAGGAAUGUAACGCCGGUGGCUUUGGAAACAGAGGACAUCUCCGAAGAAGUCCAGCGUCGACUGGAAAUCAAAGAAGAGCAAAGAAGGAAAAGGAGCUCUAAGCCGGAGAAGAGGAAACGCGACAGUAUGGCGUCAACGGGUAGUACUUCUUCCCCCAACGGUAUUUCAAAACCGAACAAAAAGACCAAAACCGAGAGGCCUCAGGACGGUAUUAUUGAUGUACCAUGGGACACUGGCAGGAGGAAGAAGAAGAUUUUGAAGCCAUUUGACUCUGAGCAGGGGUCUGACGUCGGUUCUUCGGAAGAACAACGAAGAACAAAGCGCCAGAAACGCAAGUCGGGGACUCCUCCUGUCCUGUGAAACAUCAUGAGUUUCGACAGACAAGACAAAGGCACUGUGCCAAUUCAUGACCCUCUUCUUGCAGUCAGAAAAAUACGUUUGGGGAUGGACUGUGCUCUUCGAGAAGCAUGGCUUAGUACAAGCCUAUUGUGUAUAGUCAUGAGGCUCAAGUGGAAGGUUUUGGUGCUAAAUAUAAUGAGCCCCCGCGGUUGGUUCCGUGGAUACUGGGUGAUCACUCCAGGUUCCCCGGAUUACGCCAGAUUUCCUCUUUUGAAAGUAUAUACUUGAAAUCAUAUUUUACCAGACAAUACCAACACCGUUGCAUCCCACUCUCGUCGAAAAGAACCACACAUGCUCAAAUGAGCAAGAGUGACGUCCGUAGGCACUCUCGUAUUUAACGCUCGUCUUCUCCCCCCUGACUUUCUUUUCUCCAUCUUUCCUGACUCCAUUGCUGCUACUGCU